UCACAUUUUACCUUGAGGCAGUCAACCCAGUUGGCCACGAUGGGAGGAAAGCGAUUUGAAGACAUUGUCCGAAUAUUGAUCUAUGUUCAACUAUUCCUAGCUUCAGUUUGCGUUGGCUCAUCGCCAUGCAUGCCUGAAAGUGAUCGUUUGGGGCGCUACACGGUCAUAGGCGGUAGCGGUAACACCUCGUCGGCGGGUGUUCCUAGUGGGUCUAGGGUACAAGUCUUAGUAAGCUGCAAUGUGGGUGCUAUUGAACAACAAUCUGUGAUGUCACAAUGCUCUAAUGGAACAUGGAUUCCACCAUGGCCUCGAUGUGAGAAACCUUGUUCGGUACCAAUCAAUAGAGGAGAGGUUCUACAGUUUGUGAAUGGUGAUGUGACGAGACCGAUAACUAGCUACUAUACCCCUUCCACCUUACCCGAUGGCACACAGCUAGUUGCUACAUGUAGAUCCCCUGACAAUUAUAGAUUGAUUGGUGAUCAAAGACGAACUUGUGAAGGAGGACAGUGGACCGGGGAAGAACCACAAUGCCAACGUGUUCAAACACAAGUCAUAUUCUUCGAACGGCAAGACAACCGAUGGCGUGAGGUAGCAAGUAAUGGGACAGUCGUGGUGUACGUACAUCGUGAAAAUCCCAGGCCUCUUAAUGUAGUCUGCAGAGACACCAGUGGAAUGUUGAGAUAUACUCGACUGACAACUCCUCUCGUGAAUGACGGAGACUUACAGCAUUGGCAUGGGCGAAACUAUCAUGGAAAACGGUUGGAUCCUAUCUCUACUGAUUUCUCUGGCAUGUAUACAUGCAAUGGGUCGUCAUCAUUUCACAGCGUACAUGUGCUGUUUAAAGCUGCUGAAUGCGAAGUCCCUGCGGCUCCAGAGCAUGGGAGGUUACUAAAUGGUUCCAGACAGCAGCCUCGAGAUAUCUUUCCAUCUGGAACUUCGGUUUCAUUCGAAUGCGAAGAUGACUACCGCUUGGUGGGAUCUAGGAGAAUUACAUGUGAGAAGGGUCAAUGGUCGGAUGAUCCACCCGUAUGUACAGAGCUUGAUAUUCGUCUCUUCGGUGGAAGUGGUAACUAUGAGGGUCGAGUAGAGGUCAGGGUCAAUGGUCGAUGGGGUACAGUCUGUAAUGAAACAUGGGACAUGGACGAUGCUACAGUGGUAUGUCGGGAGCUCGGUAACCGAACAGCUAUCAAGUACGAUGUGAUGUAUGGUGAAGGGGAAGGACCUAUCUUGUAUACGAACUCCAUGUGUACGGGUGAAGAAGAACGUCUGCAAGAUUGUCCUAAUGAGGAACCUACGGUGGAUGUAUGCAAGCAUACGCAUGAUGCAGGGGUACAAUGCAGUUUCAAAGAUGUUGAUCUGCGGUUAGUCGGUGGUUCAACGCCAAACGAAGGUCGAGUAGAAGUUUACAAGAAGGGAGUCGCUGGCAUGGGUGAAUGGGGCAGGAUGUGUGCCGGUUCGGAGUGGGACCGAAGAGAAGCUAACGUUGUUUGUCGAACAGUCGGGUAUCCGAACGGUGCGGAGGCUUCAAGCGGUAGCGUCGGGAGCGGUAACGGUAGGGUGUUCAUCACCGACGUGGAGUGUACCGGUACAGAGAAUACUUUCCUCGGCUGUAAAGAAGCGAACUUCGGCAAUCUACAAGCUUGUCCAACUGGUGAGGUGGACGCCACCGUUGUUUGCAUACAGACUCCCUUGGGUUAG
Messenger RNA from Strongylocentrotus purpuratus (purple sea urchin), 1698 nucleotides. Its product is annotated as scavenger receptor cysteine-rich type 1 protein M130. The transcript has 9 exons. Gene Ontology annotation, cellular component: membrane. Lineage: Eukaryota; Metazoa; Echinodermata; Echinoidea; Camarodonta; Strongylocentrotidae. The coding region runs from base 40 to 1698 and encodes 552 amino acids. The record is from RefSeq and is a predicted model, not a curated record.